AGAUCCCUCAGACUCCGGCCGUCGGUCGCGGGCGCGGGGCCCGCGGCCGCAGCGUCACCCCCGGGACUGGCCGUUGCAGCGAAACGGCCGCGUUCCGGUUCCGGUGUGUUGACCAGGAGACGCGGGUACACAGAGAGGCAGGCGACCGACGCCGCGGACCAGGCGGUGGCGGGCGCAGAGCCGCGGGCGCCAUGAGUCAGAAGCAUGUGCUGCAAGUGUUCGAGCAGUACCAGAAAGCCCGGACCCAGUUCGUGCAGACGGUGGCAGAGCUGGCGACCCGGCCCAAAAACAUCGAGACCCUGCAGAAUGCCGGUGUAAUGUCUUUGCUGAGGCCUCUUCUUCUGGAUGUGGUCCCAACAAUUCAACAGACUGCUGUUUUGGCUCUUGGGAGACUGGCUAAUUAUAAUGACGACCUAGCAGAAGCAGUUGUGAAGGGUGACAUCCUUCCACAGCUUGUUUAUUCACUGGCAGAACAGAAUCGUUUCUACAAGAAAGCAGCUGCCUUUGUGUUACGAGCAGUUGGUAAACAUUCUCCUCAACUAGCACAGGCAAUAGUUGAUUGUGGAGCGCUGGAUACGCUGGUGAUAUGCCUGGAAGACUUUGACCCUGGAGUUAAGGAGGCUGUGGCCUGGGCCCUCGGAAAUAUUGCAAGACAUAAUGCCGAACUGUCACAAGCUGUGGUGGAUGCAGGAGCAGUUCCUCUUCUAAUACUCUGUAUCCAGGAGCCAGAAAUUGCUUUGAAAAGGAUUGCUGCUUCGGUCCUCAGUGAUAUUUCAGAGCAUUCUCCAGAGUUAGCACAGACAGUAGUGGAUGCAGGAGCAAUUGCUCACUUAGCCCGGAUGAUUCUGAACCCUAAUGCGAAAUUGAAGCGUCAGGUCCUUUCUGCUCUUGGUCAGAUUGCAAAACAUUCUGUGGAUCUGGCAGAAAUGGUGGUCGAAGCAGAGAUUUUUCCAGUUGUACUUACCUGCCUGAAGGACAAAGAUGAAUACGUGAAGAAAAAUGCUUCUACUUUGAUUAGAGAGAUUGCAAAACAUACACCCGAGCUUUCACAGUUAAUAGUUAACACAGGAGGAGUUGCUGCCAUCAUCGACUGCAUUGGGUCUUGCAAAGGAAGCAUAAGGCUGCCUGGCAUCAUGAUGCUUGGCUAUGUGGCAGCUCACUCUGAGAACCUGGCAAUGGCAGUGAUCAUUUCCAAGGGUGUGCCCCAGUUGUCAGUCUGCUUGUCAGAAGAACCAGAAGAUCAUAUUAAGGCUGCCACUGCCUGGGCCUUGGGACAGAUUGGGAGACACACUCCGGAGCAUGCGCGGGCUGUCGCAGUCACAAACACUUUGCCAGUUCUGCUUUCUCUGUACAUGUCAGCAGAAAGCUCUGAGGAUCUUCAAGUAAAAAGCAAAAAAGCCAUCAAGAAUAUCUUACAAAAAUGCACAUAUUUACCAGCCCUAGAGCCAUUUCUGUAUGAUGCUCCUCCCAAUAUCCUGAAGUAUGUGGUUGGACAGUUCAGUAAGGUGCUGCCACAUGAUAGCAAAGCUCGACGACUUUUUGUAACAAGUGGUGGACUUAAAAAGGUUCAAGAGAUAAAAGCAGAACCUGGAUCUCUUCUUCAGGAAUACAUCAACAGUAUUAAUAACUGCUACCCAGAGGAAAUAGUAAGGUAUUAUUCUCCUGGAUAUUCAGAUACACUUUUGCAGAGAGUGGACAGCUAUCAACCAGUUAUUAACUAAGCGAAGUUACAUUUUUCUACUCGAAUUCACAGCAGAGUAGAUAUGAAUAACAGUUGUUUAACCUCCUUCUAAAUAUUUGAAUUAAAUACAUUCUAGAAUUUAUUCAAUGUGAAAUACCUUUAGAUAAUGUUUUCUAAAUUUAUGUAAUACUUUAAAGUUAGUGGCUUGCAUUUAUGAGAAAAUUCUUAUGGUCAUUUAUUAAACAGGAUUUAAUCUAAAGGUAGAUUUUGAAAGGCAUUAAAUCAUUUUAAAGUAUUUGUUAUUGUUCUAUUAAAAACCAUACACACACACACACCCCUCCAAUUAGACACAUGAAAAGGUGGUAUUCAAAAACUCAUAGUUAUUUUGUUCAGUUCUUCAUAGGCAUAGGCAAGCAAAAAUGGCCUUGCAAAUUCCACAGCAGGUUAUAGAAGGGAAAUAGUUGAAAGAGGAAACUUUUUCAUCUCAAGUUUUCUGAGCACUUUUCUUAUCCUACCUAAACUGUUUCUUACCUUUCAUGGAGCCGGAGAGGACAGAAGUCAACAGGAAGCAUUACUUGACUGCUUGACAUGCUUUCCACUUUCAUUGAAAGGUUUCUUAGUCUAGUUCUGCUCAUGCAUAAACAAGGAAGCAGGCAUGCAAAAUGGGUCAGCAGUGUUCUCUUGCCCUAGCUUCACUUU
Phyllostomus discolor (pale spear-nosed bat) is the source of this 2380-nucleotide messenger RNA. RefSeq names its product sperm associated antigen 6 (gene SPAG6). The record is from RefSeq and is a predicted model, not a curated record. Gene Ontology annotation, molecular function: microtubule binding. The coding region runs from base 192 to 1721 and encodes 509 amino acids. Gene Ontology annotation, biological process: sperm axoneme assembly; neuron projection extension; filopodium assembly. Lineage: Eukaryota; Metazoa; Chordata; Mammalia; Chiroptera; Phyllostomidae. Gene Ontology annotation, cellular component: microtubule cytoskeleton; sperm principal piece; acrosomal vesicle. The transcript is spliced from 11 exons.